CUUGUAUGAACUUUAUCAAAUUGUACAAUUUAAUCACUCACCCUUGAUAACUACAUUAAUUGCUGAUGCCAAUGCAAAUACUGGUGUAUUAUUAGAUCUUGAAAACGAAUUAAAGGAUGUGAUAGACACAAUUACA
Messenger RNA from Racocetra persica, 136 nucleotides. Lineage: Eukaryota; Fungi; Glomeromycota; Glomeromycetes; Diversisporales; Gigasporaceae. The record is from the annotation of a GenBank genome assembly.